Trypanosoma brucei brucei TREU927 is the source of this 2136-nucleotide messenger RNA. RefSeq lists its product as hypothetical. The transcript has a single exon. The coding region runs from base 1 to 2136 and encodes 711 amino acids. Lineage: Eukaryota; Euglenozoa; Kinetoplastea; Trypanosomatida; Trypanosomatidae. The record is from RefSeq and is a predicted model, not a curated record.
AUGUGCAUGUGUGUGAAGACCGGAUGUGCACAACGCUUGACUGUUCUGCACCUACCUUCAGAAACGGUUGAUGAUCUACACAGUCCCUUCUGUUUUUCACUUAUAUUCAAAAGGAUAUACACAUUUUGGAUACGUUUGUACGGCGACCCUCAUAAAGCGAAGGAGGCAGAAGAAAAAACAGAGAGAAGGCACAUGGUAGUGCACCGUCGCAGCAUCCUUCGACGAGGAUUUUACUGCUCCUCCAAUGGGCUUUUCUCACCGUUUAGUGUUAGCCAACAGCGUCUCCACCAUGCAGCGGAUCAACAGCGCCGUUUAGAGUUCCAGGAGUUCAUCCGUCGGGAGAGUGCCCCUUUCACAGGUUGCGAUCCAAAUGAUUGUACAAAACAAAAGCAGCGACAACAAUGCCAAGGGGAAGAAAACGAAGUGAACGCGGCACAGAAACGUCAUGUGUUAGACCUCAUUGAGGUACGACCGGUCCCAUGCGCACUGGAAGGGAGUGGCAACUCUGAUGCGAAUGGGCAAAGUGGAAGGGAAGGGAUGAAAACAAAUAGCGGCUCAGCACGUGGUAUGCAACCCAGCAACUCGUUUGGUCGAGCCCAAACCGGGAAUUCCAGGGAAAACCAACAGUGUCACGGACGAAGGAACGCUGAUGACCCUCACUUACGUGGUAAGCGUGACCUUCAUUCCCUUCAAUUGCGCGCUAAGCGGCGCAUAAGAGUUACAAAAGAAAAUCAGUUGGGUGAAGAGUACAGGCAGGCCCUGUCAACUCUCCGUGACGUGUUCGCCGCCCUUCGGGCCUCUGCGGUGCGGCAUGCAACUGCUCAGGACGGUUGUGAUGGCCCAAAUCAAGACGGUGAUGGAGCAAGUCGUGGGGGGCACGAUAAUGGUGGACGAAUGAUGUUGUCUGAGGCCGUGCGAUUUCAAAGGUUACACCAACUACGCGAUGCCACGUGCCGGCUGACUACGUCGCACUUUCUACAAGUCCCGAAGAGUUGCGUGUUGGAGUUCCUUGACCUCGUCAGUCGGAUCGUGACAGUGGUCGGUAACACGCCCAUGACUGCACAUGGUUAUGUCGUAAGGCAGGCAGUCCGGGCAUUGUUUAUACAAAGCAUGGGUGAAGGAAGUUCUGCAUUUGUGAGACGCUCUUGUGGGGAGGCAAAAGCGCAUUACUCCUCGUCCUCAGAACCACGGCAGGGAACUUUUCACCCAGUCCACUACUUCAAACUUUUGCGCGUCAUGCUUUCGCUGCCAUCCGAGGACACACUGCAGUUGUGUAAUAGCGCGGGAACCCCCAUGUCCGUGGAGGAGUUCUGCGUUCGACAGUUGUAUGGCGAAGGUAACGGCGCUACAUCGUCCGCACGCGGUAUUUCGUCGAAAUUGGGGUCGUUACGCGAACUGGGAUCCGUUCGGGCAGUUCGUGUCGUAUCGUGGUGUAUGCACUCUGUCUGUUCGACCCCUGUGCUUUCACCCUCACAACGGCACUCGUACACUUCGGUGUCAUCACUCCCACCCGUUUCUGAACUGCGUAUUCCUUUUGGUGUGGGAAAGGGAUACACGCAGACACUUCUCGCAUGUUUUGCCCACCCCGUCUCUUCCAGCAGUACGGGCUCCUCUAACCACAGCACAUCAAGGAGGGAACAGACUUAUUCUGAAUAUGCCAAUGGCACGCAACUACCAGAAAGGUUGCCUUUCAGUGUGAAAGAACUUGCCGUUCUUUGCAGCGCUAUCGUGUACUAUAAAAUUACCACCAUGGAAGCACUGACUGUACUUGUGAGCGCCGCCACUGUGUGCGCUUUGCGUGCUGACGAACUCUCAGGCCACCAACUGAGUUGCGUGUUGCUUGCUUACGCCACGCUUAAGUACCAUGGCGACUUAACACGGCAUGUCGAAUCGAUUGGCGCAAAAUUCCCACCGAGUCGUAUCUGUAGUGUAGGACAGGAAGGGCAAACAAACUUUUACUUAUUACUGGGUGAACGGGCGUGUGAGUUGGGUGAAGGGUUGCACGAAAAUGACGCAGCGCGAGUUCUGCGGGCAUUGGAGUUGUCAGGUGUUGAGCACGAAAUGCUGAGGAACUCGUUGACGUCAGGCAUGCGCAUGAAGCGGCUGCGCAGCCGUGCACUUCUCGCGGGAAGGUGA